AUGUCGGCGAUAGAUGAACGAUCUCGUGGCCGAUACCUUCAGUGUCCAAUAGGAAAGCUGCCUGACAUUGCUGCGUUGCGAGAUCGCGGUGCUUUGCCGCCGCCUACGCCAUGGUCGGCGUCUGCGCUGGAAGACAUGGAAGCCCCUCGACGGCAAGCGUCCGUUGACGGUGAAGCUAUCAAGAUUGUGAUCCAUGACGUUGAUUCGGGGCCGACAAUUCCGGUUGCGGCAGCCGCCAAACGGAGACUCAAGGGAUCAGGAGCCAAGUCACCAGGCGGCGACCUCGACUGGCGCAACAGGUCCGGAAUGCGAAGUGGGGCAUGUAGUCGUUCGAAUUCACCGCCUAGACGCGGCGAGGAGUUUAUGGCUAAUAUACCGUCAAUCCAACGAACUCCCGCUUCUCGUAGACAAUCAGUGCGAAUAACGAAGCAGCACAGUUACGAUGAGGAACUUAAAAGCGCUGGAGGUGCAGGAGGACAGACGGCUGGCGGUUUGCCGGGUGGACGAGAUAGUGAAGGAGGCACAGGACUUGGAUUGCCUGCGCCCAUACCUAGAAGAGCAUCCGCUUAUGAUGUGUAUGCACCGGGAGUUAUGCAGACAGCUCAGCGUGCAGCCGCACCUGAAGAAAGGGGCCCCUCACCUGUCGGCCCACGACGAGCUUCUUUCCGGGUAGCUCCCGACGAUACGCCCGGUCCUCAGAAAGAUUCUUCGCCAAGUCCCGAUGGAGGCAUGGCGCCCUCAUUAUUUGUUGAUGAAGACAGACGCACACGGAGGAGGGGCAGUCAACUGCCUGACAUUGCUGCGUUGCGAGAUCGCGGUGCUUUGCCGCCGCCUACGCCAUGGUCGGCGUCUGCGCUGGAAGACAUGGAAGCCCCUCGACGGCAAGCGUCCGUUGAUGGUGAAGCUAUCAAGAUUGUGAUCCAUGACGUUGAUUCGGGGCCGACAAUUCCGGUUGCGGCAGCCGCCAAACGGAGAGUUGUCUUAAGGCGAGACCCAGCGGACAAAACACAUCGUACGAGAGGCUUUGGAAUGCGCGUGGUUGGUGGAAAAACAGGAGUUGAUGGGAGACUUUUUGCGUACAUCGUAUGGACUGUUCCCGGAGGACCAGCGGACAAAGGAGGUUUGCAACAAGGAGACAAGGUGCUCGAAUGGGGUGGAGUGUCACUUUCAGAUCGAACAUUUGAAGAAGUAUGUGCGGUAAUGGAUCGUACAGGCGACGUGGCGGAACUGCUCGUAGAGCAUGCAACUGAUUUUUGCAUGCGCGAUUUGCUAGAGGAUGCGCCUGGGCCAAGGAAAGGUCAGCAGCAACCCCAAACAACCGGCGCGCCGGAAGGUGCUGGCGGUUUAGUAAUAGAGAGCGAAACUGAAGGAAAAUCUCCUACUUCACCUACAAGGCGGAAACUACCAAAAACACCGGAGCAAAUAGCAAGGGAAAAACAAGUAUCUGGCCGUGCCCAAUUGCAAGUAUGGUACCAUGAAGAAAGACGAGAGCUGGUUGUUUCAAUGAUGGCUGCGGACGACUUGGCGGUCCGAGACGACACCUUGGGUCAUGGUUCGUUACCGGAGGCAUAUGCUAAGCUACGCAUAAUGCCAGCUACAACAGAUAUGAAAGGAAAUCAACUUGAUACAUAUGACUUUUUCUUGACAUGGUGA
Molecule: messenger RNA, 1653 nt
Organism: Ctenocephalides felis (cat flea)
Lineage: Eukaryota; Metazoa; Arthropoda; Insecta; Siphonaptera; Pulicidae
Exons: 10
Coding region: 1-1653 (550 amino acids)
Biological process (GO): positive regulation of synaptic transmission; regulation of membrane potential; calcium ion-regulated exocytosis of neurotransmitter
Cellular component (GO): cytoskeleton of presynaptic active zone; presynaptic membrane
Molecular function (GO): small GTPase binding; transmembrane transporter binding
Source: RefSeq, a predicted model, not a curated record